This is a messenger RNA of Mesorhabditis spiculigera, 696 nucleotides long. NCBI's taxonomy places the organism in Eukaryota, Metazoa, Nematoda, Chromadorea, Rhabditida, Rhabditidae. The record is from the annotation of a GenBank genome assembly.
AUGAAGAUUCUGAUUCUCGCGGCACUUAUCUGCGUUGUCGUCGCCGAUCGGCCAUAUUGGUUCCACGAAGCCGGCAAAAAUGCGGAAGACUGCAAAGAUUAUGAGACGUUACAGGAUGGGUCGAUGUGUGAUGCUGAAACCUGCGAGGGGCCGAAGCCGUGCGUGCUCGUUUUCGUCGCCGGCGUGUGUGUCUGCAAGGAGGGAUCCGGAAUGAAGGGCCCGAUUGCGAUCCUGGGCGCGCGCUCUCAGCUCGGGCAGCAUGUCGUCAGCGUAUUCGAGGGAUUGCAUCCGGAAAUUGCGCUGAACACGUGGGCACACUCAGAUGAACUCGGCGAUGCCGAUUCGGAGGAACGUCUUGCCGUCUGCAUCUCGGAUGCUGAAUUGAACCCGAAACGCCCGAUCUCCAGCUACCAACUGCCGUUCUUGCCGCUCUACUACAUCUACCUCGCGAUCGGCUGGCUGCUGCUCGCGGUUAACAAGGUCUUCGACGUCAGCGGCAUGUUGAGCAAGAUGCCCGACCCGUCGCUGCUGUACCUCAUCUUCCACCACUGGACCUUCUUCAACACGAACAAGUCGACGAAUUUGCUGCCCGACCACGAGGAGCUCUCCCGCGAAUAUGUUGUCAAGAGGAGCCGUGAUCACUAUGCUUUGAUGAACCCGAAUCGCCUGCGCACCAGCUGGCAGCUGCACGUCGAA